Messenger RNA from Xenia sp. Carnegie-2017, 1493 nucleotides. Its product is annotated as eukaryotic initiation factor 4A-I-like. The record is from RefSeq and is a predicted model, not a curated record. The transcript is spliced from 12 exons. NCBI's taxonomy places the organism in Eukaryota, Metazoa, Cnidaria, Anthozoa, Malacalcyonacea, Xeniidae. Bases 58 to 1317 code for a protein of 419 amino acids. Gene Ontology annotation, molecular function: RNA binding; ATP binding; RNA helicase activity.
AGCCUGGAUUUUUGUUACCAGGCCAUUAAAACAUCAUCCUUUUCCGCUUUGAGGAACAUGUCUUACAAGUCAGAAGAUAGACAAGAUUCAAGUUUGACCAGCGAUGGUCCGCCUAGAGACUACAAUGGUUCAAAAGACGGUCAAUCAGGGCAAGAUGGCCAAAUCAUUGAGUCAAACUGGGACGAAGUAUGUGAGAGUUUUGAUGAUAUGAAUUUACGUGAAGAUUUACUCAGAGGAAUUUAUUCUUAUGGUUUUGAGAAGCCAUCUGCCAUUCAGCAAAGAGCUAUUAUUCCAUGUUGUCAAGGUCGAGAUGUCAUUGCUCAAGCACAAUCAGGUACUGGAAAAACAGCAACGUUCUCCAUUGCUAUCUUACAACAAAUUGAGUUGGAGUAUACAAAACCCCAGGCAUUGGUUUUGGCCCCAACAAGAGAACUUGCUCAACAGAUUCAAAAGGUUGUUGUAGCACUUGGUGAUUACAUGGAUGUGAAAUGCUAUGCUUGUAUUGGAGGUACAAGUGUCAGCCUUGGAAUAAGCAAAUUGAAAGAAGGUCAACAUGUUAUUGUUGGAACACCUGGUCGUGUUUAUGACAUGUUGAAUAGAGGAACUUUAGAGCGCGAACAAAUAAAAUUUUUUGUUCUUGAUGAAGCCGAUGAAAUGUUAUCAAGAGGUUUCAAGGAUCAAAUCUAUGACAUUUUUCAACUGCUUCACAACGAUAUCCAAGUGAUCUUAUUGUCAGCAACUAUGCCAGUUGACGUACUUGAAGUUACUAAACGUUUUAUGAGAGAUCCCAUUCGAAUUCUUGUAAAGAAAGAGGAGCUCACUUUGGAAGGAAUCAGGCAGUUUUAUGUUCAAGUUGAUAAAGAGGAGUGGAAGUUUGAAACCUUAUGUGACUUGUACGAGACAUUGACUAUCACCCAGGCUGUAAUAUUUCUCAAUACACGAAGGAAAGUUGAUUGGUUAACAGAGAAAAUGCAGCAGAAAGAUUUUACUGUUUCCGCAAUGCAUGGAGAUAUGGAUCAAAAGGAACGUGAUCUUAUAAUGAAAGAAUUUCGUUCUGGAUCCAGUAGAGUGUUGAUUACAACCGAUUUAUUGGCUCGUGGAAUUGAUGUUCAACAAGUUUCUUUAGUUAUUAACUAUGACCUCCCAGCAAAUCGCGAAAAUUAUAUUCAUAGAAUUGGAAGAGGUGGACGAUUUGGACGAAAAGGUGUCGCCAUAAAUUUUAUCACCAUGGAAGAUUCGCGUGUAUUAAAAGAUAUAGAAUCUUUUUACAACACUGAGAUUGAGGAAAUGCCAAUGAACGUGGCAGACUUGAUUUAAAUCAGCCAUUAUACUCUUCUGUCAUAACAUGAAUUUUUUGUCAGAAGACACAUUUUGUCGUUGAGGUAUUUCUAUAAUAUGGUCCAAGUCAUUCAUAGCAAGCUGUUUAUACUGUCCUGUACGAGUCAGUUUGAUGUAAAAUCUCUUGGAAUUAAUAUUUUUUGUCUUACCAUAAA